Messenger RNA from Entamoeba nuttalli P19, 717 nucleotides. RefSeq names its product casein kinase II regulatory subunit family protein. The record is from RefSeq and is a predicted model, not a curated record. The transcript has a single exon. Gene Ontology annotation, molecular function: protein kinase regulator activity. Bases 1 to 717 code for a protein of 238 amino acids. Gene Ontology annotation, cellular component: protein kinase CK2 complex; cytoplasm. NCBI's taxonomy places the organism in Eukaryota, Evosea, Mastigamoebida, Endamoebidae.
AUGAUUAAAAAUGUCUCACCCUCAGACCCUGAUUCUGACCAUGACGAUCUAACUUGGAUACAAUGGUUUUGUUCACUUUCUGGAAAUGAAUAUUUUGUUGAAGUUGAUGAACAAUUUAUUGAUGACGAAUUUAAUUUAUACGGACUAGACAAAUUUGUUACAAACUAUGAAUCUGCACUUAAUAUUAUUUUGAACUGUGGUUAUAGUGAAAGUAAAUCACGUGGAACUGAUCCACAUUUACUUCAAAAAUCUGCAAUGAAGUUAUAUGGAUUAAUUCAUGCUCGAUUUAUUCUUUCUCCAAAUGGAAUGAAAAAAAUGAAAAAAAAAAUAAAUGAAAAUACAUUUGGUCGUUGUCAACGAUUAAAAUGUUCUGAUCAAAAUUUACUCCCAGUUGGUAUUUAUAAUACUCCAGGAGAAGAGUCUGUUAAAUUGUUUUGUCCACGAUGUGGUGAUUUAUAUAUUCCAAUGCCACCACAUGAUUCUCAUAUUGAUGGUGCGUUUAUUGGUACAAAUUUUCCACAUCUAUUUAUGUUACAAUAUCCUGAUGUUGUUGAAGAAAGUUCUAGCUCAUCUGAUUCACUUUCUAAUUCUCUGAAUAGUUCAAGUUCUGAUGAGUAUGUCCCUACGAUUUUUGGGUUUAAAAUUAAUACUAAUCCAAAGAAAGGUAUUGUCUCAAAACCUUUAAUUCCAGUUAGACGAACUUUUGUUUGUUAUUAA